Messenger RNA from Plenodomus lingam JN3, 225 nucleotides. RefSeq lists its product as uncharacterized. NCBI's taxonomy places the organism in Eukaryota, Fungi, Ascomycota, Dothideomycetes, Pleosporales, Leptosphaeriaceae. The record is from RefSeq and is a predicted model, not a curated record.
AUGGUCUCAGCAACACAAAUGCGCACCAUGUUCCGCAGUGCAGCCCGCCAUCUUACAGAACCACAUCCCUUCGCUCGCAACCCAGUCACCAUGACACCUCACCCAUGGCGUGCCAGUGAUCUCGGCAAGCGCGUCGUCGCAACAAGUACCAUGAUCGUUCCCUUCUAUACCAUUGUUCUUGGCUGGCCUUUAGGAGCCGCCUGGUGGCUCAACGGUAAGAUGUGA